AUGAACAUCUCUUUGGUUAUAUGCGAAAAAGUAGAAAAAUCAGAUAUUGCAACAAUCGAUAAAAAAAAAUAUUUAGUUCCAGCAGAUUUAACAGUUGGACAAUUUGUUUAUGUGAUUCGUAAACGUAUCAAGUUGAGCCCGGAGAAGGCAAUUUUUAUUUUUGUUGAUGAAGUUCUUCCACCAACAGCUGCACUUAUGUCAAGUAUUUAUGAAGAACAUAAAGAUGAUGAUGGAUUCUUAUAUAUAACGUAUUCUGGGGAAAAUACAUUUGGAUUUUACCAAUAG
Molecule: messenger RNA, 285 nt
Organism: Entrophospora sp. SA101
Lineage: Eukaryota; Fungi; Glomeromycota; Glomeromycetes; Entrophosporales; Entrophosporaceae
Source: the annotation of a GenBank genome assembly